GUACGGUCCAAGGGUGACAGCCAGUUCACUGAGCUUUGCCACCGUCUUAGAGUAGGAGACCAUACUGCUGAUGACAUUAAGUUGCUCUCCAGUUGAAUUGUAGACAAGCAACCGGCACCUGCUGACAUUAUGGAUUCUAUGGUGAUAUAUCCUACCAAUAGACAAUGUGCCACUCACAAUCAAGAGUGCGUUCGUGAAUUAAGUAAAACAACAAAUAUCACCAAUAUUGUCGCUAGUGAUAGAUUUUCUAAUGAAACUUUUAACACAACAACUCCCUCUACAGGUGGAAUUGUUUAUGAGAAAAUGUCUAAAAAAGCACAGGAUUAUACCAGUGACGAUGUUAACAAAACGGCAGGCUUGCCAUCCUCAUUAAGUGUGGGAACUGGGGCUAGGGUUAUGGUGCGAGUUAACAUAGAUACUCUUGAUAAAAUAGUCAACGGUGUUACCGGCACAGUCCACAGCAUUGAUUUAAAACCGGGCAAGAUGAUAGAAGCAGGUACCCUUAUUGCUAGAGAUGUUAGACAGAUAAACAUUGUGUUCGAUGAUGUAAAUGUAGGUAGAUCGAUCAAACAUCGUUGUGACAAGUACUGCUCCAAGACAUGCACGAAGACCGGCACUGUCCCAAUUAAACCUGUCGAAAAAGAAUUUCUGUCAAAGAAAAACAACAAGACUUGGCUCAAGCGUUACCAAGUUCCGUUAGUCCUCUCCUGGGCGUGUACUGUACACAAGGUUCAGGGUUUAACGUUGAGUAAGGCUUUCAUAUUCCUUGCUGCAGCUUCUAAAGGUCAUUCAUGGCAGUCCGGUAUGGCAUAUACUGCAAGUUCUAGGCUUACGUCUCUUUCCGGUCUUCAUUUCAUUUCCUUUGAUCAUAAGCAGAUUCGGACGUCUCAAAAAGUAGUUGCUGAAUACAGUCGGUUGCGAAGUGUUCCUCCGGUUACUUUACAUCCUCAGCAAGACUCUAAGGCUACAUCUUCCCAGGAAAUUAUCACCAGUCCAAUUCCAUUUUCUCCGAUCAGCCUUCCCUGUUCUCCAUUUUCACCCCGCAUGAAACCUUCACUGAUAGUGCUUGAUGAGUUAGGCCGUCCACAUUCCCCACCCAGCCCUUUUGAUGACUCCCCAGUACCUUCUCGGACAUUGAAGCGGACCGUUCCUUUCUCUCCAUUAUCAGAUUCAACUUGUAAACAGUUCCGAGGCGACAAACUGUACUCUCCACUGCCAAGCUCGUUCUCCAAUUUGACUUCCAAAUUGAAACGCUCCAUCCCACGUUCUCCUUCAACAUUCGUCAGUCCUACCGUGAGAAAACAUAAGAAAAUCAAUCAUUCUCAGAUAGUAGGCGAUAGUCCAGUUGCACCUCCAUUACAUCGUCAGACCAUACAUGAUGAAUUCAUCCCGUCUUCCUAA
This is a messenger RNA of Bolinopsis microptera, 1401 nucleotides long. RefSeq lists its product as uncharacterized. The record is from RefSeq and is a predicted model, not a curated record. Bases 130 to 1401 code for a protein of 423 amino acids. Lineage: Eukaryota; Metazoa; Ctenophora; Tentaculata; Lobata; Bolinopsidae. The transcript is spliced from 2 exons.